AAUAGGAAUGCUGCUGAAGCUUAUGCGUCGAGUUUUACCUCACCUGUCAAUUUCACCAGUUGCCCGCCGCCGUACCUAAGUACUUUCAAGAAUAUUGUCCAGAGUGUAGCAGGUUCUGCGCCUGGAUGUGAUAGGCUAUGUUAUGCCACUUGGUCUGCCAAUCCUUUUGGAGUGGAGCUCCUCCACGACGUGAUGCUCGGUAUGUUCAAGGGUAUUGCGCCUUUCGCCUGCGAGAGCCUCACACUGCAAGCCUUCUUGCCGAAAGGGCUAUGUCAUUCAGUAUUUUUCGCCGCUCAAGCACGUGAUUCACGUUGACCUUACAGCGCUGGCCUCGACGUUUCGCGUGCCCCUGGGCACGUUCAGUGCCGCAGCAUGGUUUGCCCUUCGUGAAUGGGGAUGCCCGAAAGUGUCACCGUUGUCGCUCCUAUGUAUCGCCGCUGCUGCGAGGAUGGAUGUGGACACUGUGCCUGAAUUGGUGCGUAUCUACAGAUGGCUGGAGAACUUCUCUGGGUCUGAAGAUAAUCGUGAUCUUUGCAACCUUACUGUACUGCCGCAGGGGAGAAGAUACCUGAACCACUGGUCCUCAUAUGCACACGCUGAAUAUAUGAUGUGGUUUUGGAGGGAGAAGAGGGUGUGCUUCAUCGCGCCGCUGCUGUCGCUGCUGCCGCUUUCAUUAUCCAAAUCCCACGGCAACAAAAUUGCAGAGAGCGGUAUGCUCAGCAUGCUCAGAGUUAUGGCUGAAAGAUUGUCUGGAGGUAAUAUUAUUACUAGUUAAACUAGAGGCCAGCUACUGGAGUGGUGGCCUGAUCGUGGAGAGGCCAGCUACGGAAAAGGCCAGCUACUGAAGAGAUUGCCGCCAUCAGUUUCGAGGAGAUCAGAAUAAUCCUGCGACAAGUACAUCCGUCGUGGUCUGCGUGGCUGAGGACCUCUGCGGCGGGAUGGUUGGCGCCGUAUCGUAUUCUGAGUGAGAGGGGUAGGGGCUUGUGCAGUUUCGGUUGUGAUAAUUGGAUGAUUGAUCGCCAGGUACAC
Prorocentrum cordatum is the source of this 1029-nucleotide messenger RNA. The record is from the annotation of a GenBank genome assembly. NCBI's taxonomy places the organism in Eukaryota, Dinophyceae, Prorocentrales, Prorocentraceae.